AUGUCAGAAUGGACCACUAAAGUGUUGGGCAUUUGGACAAAUGCGUGUGGGGCAAUGCAGCCCCUCGCUCGGGAGCUGAACAAGACUCUCGAGGGCUCCUCUGCUAGAGAGGUGGCUAAUUCUUCCCCAGAGCCGCAUACCUACACCGCCUCUUCUAGCAAUUUUGAAUUGAAUGUGGACGAGAUUGAGGAUACCGAAUGGGACGAGACACCAUACAACAAGCUUGUCCUUCCAGAGGGUGAGAAAGAACCUAUCAUGGCUUUUGCGGAUCGCCCUCGACUCAAUAGCCAGGGUUUCGACGAUUUCAUCGCCCACAAAGGCGAGGGAAUUAUGAUCCUCCUCUGUGGUCCUCCAGGGGUCGGUAAAAUCCUGACAGCCGAAGCAAUGGAGGAAAAGUCGCGCGUACCACUAUACAUUCCGAGUGCCAGCGAUCUUGAGACCUCGCCCGAAAGAGUCAAGGCCGGUCUUUCGAAGGCCCUUGAGUGCUGUCAGCUGUGGGACGCGAUCCUUCUGCUUGACGAGGUCGAUGUCUUCCUUGAGACGAGGGGCUCUAACAGCUUGGAUCGUAACGAGCUCGUUUUCAUCUUCCUUCGUCGGCUAGAAUACUAUCAAGGCCUGAUAUUCCUGACCACGAAUCACCUCAGCGCCAUUGAUCCUGCAUUCAGAUCUAGGUUCGAUCUCAUCCUUCUAUACCGCGAUAUAGACGAGCCCUCCCGCCGGAAAAUUUGA
Fonsecaea erecta is the source of this 729-nucleotide messenger RNA. RefSeq lists its product as hypothetical. The record is from RefSeq and is a predicted model, not a curated record. Lineage: Eukaryota; Fungi; Ascomycota; Eurotiomycetes; Chaetothyriales; Herpotrichiellaceae. Gene Ontology annotation, molecular function: ATP binding; ATP hydrolysis activity. The transcript is spliced from 6 exons. The coding region runs from base 1 to 729 and encodes 242 amino acids.